Molecule: messenger RNA, 1514 nt
Organism: Bursaphelenchus okinawaensis
Lineage: Eukaryota; Metazoa; Nematoda; Chromadorea; Rhabditida; Aphelenchoididae
Source: the annotation of a GenBank genome assembly
AUGAAGCCCCUCAAGCUUGAUACAGACUGUACCAAUCAGUCGAGUGAAGUAUUUAUGACUGAAGUCUCGCCAUUGCCAAUUCCUCCCAAUUACAAUGAAAAUCAACCUUCAACGUCUUUCUCGAUCCACCGUGAUGUGAAUAUGGUGUCGCCUGGAGCUGCCACAAAUAUUGUCGCUACUACUUGUGUUAAUGUUCAACCACUGGAUACUGGUAGGGGUUUUUAUCAGUCUUUCCACUAAAGAAUGUUACAGCUGCACGGUGCAGUCCCCGAGAAAAUCGCGCCCUUUUUAUUCCGCUGCACAGUGCAGAUUUCCCGCGCGAUCACCCGAUACAGCCAACGAUGUGAGGAAAGAUUGCACAGUGCAAUCCCUUCAGUGCCGCACCGGUCGGUUGUCGCAGGAUUCAAUGACUUGCAACAGUCAAAAAAACGUGUCGCAAUCCUUCCAUUGAACACAGUUGUAGCUUGAGCGUUGCGACAACCGCGACACACUGUCGCAUCGCCAUUCGAAGCGCGACACGACAGUUUGUCGCAAAGCUUUGCACUUGCGACAUUGCGACUUCCAUUGUGAUGUCGCCGGGUGCAAGCGACUGUCGCAGACCUUGUCGCUUGUCGCCUAAUUCUCGGCGCGACAGCGAUUUCUUCAAACUGCACUGUGCAGUUUUGUAACAUUCUUUUCCGGAAAGACUGAUAUUAUUUUUUUAGUUUUUAGGUAACAAAAUGGCAAUAUUGAAGUAAGUAUCGUUGAAAUGACAGAGCAGGGUAGGAUAAGGUUAGUAAAGUAGAGUAAAGUAGUAGUAGCGUAUUUUACAAACUAAAGUAAUGUCUAUAGAGAGUUAUAGAUUAGUAAAGUUUGAAAAUCAAUACUGUAUAGACGAAGUGUAUAUAUCUUUCCUUCUAGUAAGACAGGGAAGGAAAAAAGUUAAAAAUCAAUACUAUGUAAGCGCAAUGUAAACUUUUAUUUGUAAGGUAGAGCUGGAUAGGGUAGGGUAGGGUAGGGUAGGAAUAGGGUAGGGUAGGGUAGGGUAGGGUAGGGUAGGGUAGGGUAGGGUAGGCUAAGGUAAGGUAAGGCAGGGUAGGUUACAGUAGGGUAAGGUAAAGUAAUGUAAAAUCAAAAAAUCUUUUAAAAAUUGUUGAAAAUGACUCCAAAAUUACAUUUUUCUAAAUUUAGCCACCCUUUACCAAUCUCAACUAAACUACCAAGCUCAAAUGGCUCAAAACCUUUCAAUACCCGCCCAGCCAAAUCUUCUUUCAAACCUGACCAACUUUCCAAACCAAACUGUACCAAACACGGCCGACUCUCCUCUAUGGGACCAGUGGAUGUGCAUGCUAGCUAAAAAUCUAACUCUGCCACAAUGGCACGCCUAUUGGCAUGCUUAUGUAGCUCUGUUUGGUGUUAACGCAUUACCUACAAAGCUGAGCUUCUUCAAUGACUUUUUGUGGAUGGACAGUCUGCAAAUCAAUCAGAAUCUGUUUGGAAACAUUGUUGAGAUCCAGAGGUUUUGUGAGUUUUGA